Molecule: messenger RNA, 654 nt
Organism: Pseudocercospora fijiensis CIRAD86
Lineage: Eukaryota; Fungi; Ascomycota; Dothideomycetes; Mycosphaerellales; Mycosphaerellaceae
Exons: 1
Coding region: 46-468 (140 amino acids)
Molecular function (GO): nitrate transmembrane transporter activity
Source: RefSeq, a predicted model, not a curated record
CUUGCCUGCGGAUGUGGUUGGCUCUGAAAAGAAAACUUAUUGGAAAUGCCCGUGAACGUUUGCCGACUUCGAUCUCGAAAGAGUUCACCACUAUCAAGCGCCAAAAUCUGGAUUGUCAUCGUCGGAGUGGUAUCUGGAGCUUUCUUGAUCGCUAUUGGUCUUACUGAUCCAAUGCAAGAGUCGAUGAUGUUUGGCCUCGUCGCCGGCACGGCCGUAUUUCUAGAAGCGGGAAACGGAGCGAACUUCGCCUUGGUCCCUCACGUCCAUCCUUCGGCGAAUGGCGUGCUGUCUGGGACCGUUGGAGCUGUGGGAAAUCUCGGAGGCGUGAUUUUCGCUAUCGUGUUUAGAUAUCAUCACACGAAUUAUGCGGAGAGUUUUUGGAUCACUGGAGUCAUGGUCAUUGGUAUGAACCUGGCCUUGUGCUGGGUCAAGCCAAUACCUAAGGUACAGGUUGGCGGUAGAAGUUGAGCGGCAUGAUUGGCCAUCGCGAAGGGUUGUGGAUUGCAGCUGAAAGACUCCGUAUCUACUUCCAGAGCUCUGGAUCUGACAUGCAAUGCUCCCUUAGAAAUGCUGGCUGUACGUUUAAUUGUCUCGCACAAAGCCUGGGCCAAACUUCCGCUCUCUGAAAUAUGUCGAUGCGCUUCUCGAAGUGCU